Orbilia oligospora ATCC 24927 is the source of this 279-nucleotide messenger RNA. RefSeq lists its product as uncharacterized. Lineage: Eukaryota; Fungi; Ascomycota; Orbiliomycetes; Orbiliales; Orbiliaceae. The record is from RefSeq and is a predicted model, not a curated record. The transcript has a single exon. Bases 1 to 279 code for a protein of 92 amino acids.
AUGCCGUGGACGUUGGAGCCAUAUGGGGAGUUCCAAGUCGGCUGGAACUCAGUUCCGUUUGAGAGCUUAACGACCUUCGAUAUGCCAAUGCUCCCAACGCAUCGAGAAACUGCCACGACAGUAGGAUUACCCUUUUAUGAGCUGAUUUUGGCGCCUACAGCACCUCAAAGCACCGCUCAAAACUUUGGAAUAGAAGAUGGGAGUUAUAUUUUGAACAGGAUGUUACACGAUCCCUUUUAUGACACUAACAUCAAACUUCUCAAACCCAGUGCAGCAUAA